Equus quagga is the source of this 2967-nucleotide messenger RNA. It is a transcript of the gene KCNH5, whose product is annotated as potassium voltage-gated channel subfamily H member 5. Gene Ontology annotation, cellular component: membrane. The coding region runs from base 1 to 2967 and encodes 988 amino acids. Gene Ontology annotation, molecular function: voltage-gated potassium channel activity. The record is from RefSeq and is a predicted model, not a curated record. The transcript has 11 exons. Gene Ontology annotation, biological process: regulation of membrane potential; potassium ion transmembrane transport. Lineage: Eukaryota; Metazoa; Chordata; Mammalia; Perissodactyla; Equidae.
AUGCCGGGGGGCAAGAGAGGGCUGGUGGCACCGCAGAACACAUUUUUGGAGAACAUCGUCAGGCGCUCCAGCGAAUCGAGUUUCUUACUGGGAAAUGCCCAGAUUGUGGAUUGGCCUGUAGUUUAUAGUAAUGACGGUUUUUGCAAACUCUCUGGGUAUCAUCGAGCUGACGUCAUGCAGAAAAGCAGCACUUGCAGUUUCAUGUACGGGGAAUUGACUGACAAGAAGACCAUUGAGAAAGUCAGGCAAACGUUUGACAACUACGAGUCAAACUGCUUUGAAGUUCUUCUGUACAAGAAAAACAGAACCCCUGUUUGGUUUUAUAUGCAAAUUGCACCAAUAAGAAAUGAACAUGAAAAGGUGGUCUUGUUCCUAUGCACUUUCAAGGAUAUUACGUUGUUCAAACAGCCAAUAGAGGAUGAUUCAACAAAAGGUUGGACAAAAUUUGCCCGAUUGACACGGGCUUUGACAAAUAGCCGAAGUGUUUUGCAGCAGCUCACGCCAAUGAAUAAAACAGAGGUGGUCCACAAACAUUCGAGAUUAGCUGAAGUUCUUCAGCUGGGAUCAGACAUCCUUCCUCAGUAUAAGCAAGAAGCGCCAAAGACGCCACCACACAUCAUUUUACACUAUUGUGCUUUUAAAACUACCUGGGAUUGGGUGAUUUUAAUUCUUACCUUCUACACCGCCAUUAUGGUUCCUUAUAAUGUUUCCUUCAAAACGAAGCAGAACAACAUAGCCUGGCUGGUGCUGGACAGUGUGGUGGACGUUAUUUUUCUGGUUGACAUUGUUUUAAAUUUUCACACGACCUUUGUGGGACCUGGUGGAGAAGUCAUUUCUGACCCCAAGCUGAUAAGGAUGAACUAUCUGAAAACUUGGUUUGUGAUUGAUCUGUUGUCUUGUUUACCUUAUGACAUCAUCAAUGCCUUUGAAAAUGUGGAUGAGGGAAUCAGCAGUCUCUUCAGUUCUUUAAAAGUGGUGCGUCUCUUGCGACUGGGCCGUGUUGCUAGGAAAUUGGACCAUUACCUAGAGUAUGGAGCAGCAGUCCUCGUGCUUCUGGUGUGUGUGUUUGGACUAGUUGCCCAUUGGCUGGCCUGCAUAUGGUACAGCAUUGGGGACUACGAGGUCAUCGAUGAAGUCACGAACACCAUCCAAAUAGACAGUUGGCUCUACCAGCUGGCCUUGAGCAUUGGGACACCGUAUCGAUACAAUACCAGUGCAGGGAUAUGGGAAGGAGGACCUAGCAAGGAUUCGCUGUAUGUGUCCUCUCUCUACUUUACCAUGACAAGCCUUACAACCAUAGGAUUUGGAAAUAUAGCUCCUACCACAGAUGUGGAGAAGAUGUUUUCGGUGGCCAUGAUGAUGGUUGGCUCUCUUCUUUAUGCGACUAUUUUUGGAAAUGUUACCACAAUUUUCCAGCAAAUGUAUGCCAACACCAACAGAUACCAUGAGAUGCUGAAUAAUGUGCGGGACUUUCUGAAACUCUAUCAGGUCCCCAAAGGCCUUAGUGAACGAGUCAUGGAUUAUAUUGUCUCAACAUGGUCCAUGUCGAAAGGCAUUGACACAGAGAAGGUCCUCUCCAUCUGUCCCAAGGACAUGAGAGCUGAUAUCUGUGUUCAUCUAAACCGGAAGGUUUUUAAUGAACAUCCUGCUUUUCGAUUGGCCAGCGAUGGGUGUCUGCGCGCCUUGGCGGUAGAGUUCCAAACUAUUCACUGUGCUCCCGGGGACCUCAUUUACCAUGCUGGAGAAAGUGUGGAUGCCCUCUGCUUUGUGGUAUCAGGAUCCUUGGAAGUCAUCCAGGAUGAUGAGGUGGUGGCUAUUUUAGGGAAAGGUGAUGUAUUUGGAGAUAUCUUCUGGAAGGAAACCACCCUUGCUCACGCGUGUGCCAACGUCCGAGCCCUGACAUACUGUGACCUCCACAUCAUCAAGCGAGAAGCCUUGCUCAAAGUCCUGGACUUUUACACGGCUUUUGCAAACUCUUUCUCAAGGAAUCUCACUCUUACCUGCAAUCUAAGGAAACGGAUCAUUUUCCGUAAAAUCAGUGAUGUGAAGAAGGAGGAGGAGGAACGUCUCAGGCAGAAGAAUGAGGUCACUCUCAGCAUCCCCGUGGACCAUCCGGUCAGAAAGCUCUUCCAGAAGUUCAAACAGCAGAAGGAACUACGGAAUCAGGGGUCAACACAGAGUGACCCCGAGCGGAACCAGCUCCAGGUGGAAAGCCGCUCCUUACAGAAUGGAGCCUCCAUCACGGGCACCAGUGUGGUCACCGUGUCACAGAUCACACCUAUUCAGACAUCUCUGGCCUACGUGAAAACCAGUGAGUCCCUCAAGCAAAACAACCGUGAUGCCAUGGAACUCAAGCCCAAUGGCGGUGCUGAUCCCAAAUGUCUCAAAGUGAACAGCCCCAUCAGAAUGAAGAAUGGAAAUGGGAAGGGGUGGCUGCAACUCAAGAAUACUAUGGGAGCCCCUGAGGAGAAGAAGGAAGACUGGAAUAAUGUCACUAAAGCCGAGUCGAUGGGGCUACUGUCAGAGGACCCCAAGGGCAGCGAUUCUGAGAACAGUGUGACCAAAAACCCAUUAAGGAAAACAGAUUCUUGUGACAGUGGGAUUACAAAAAGUGACCUUCGUUUGGAUAAGGCUGGGGAGGCGCGAAGUCCGUUGGAGCACAGCCCCAUUCAGGCUGAUGCCAAGCACCCCUUUUAUCCCAUCCCCGAGCAGGCCUUACAGACCACACUGCAGGAGGUCAAACAUGAACUCAAAGAGGACAUCCAGCUGCUGAGCUGCAGAAUGACUGCCCUGGAGAAGCAGGUGGCAGAAAUUUUAAAAAUACUCUCAGAAAAAAGCACGCCCCAGACCUCUUCUCCCAAAUCCCAAAUGCCGCUCCCAGUACCUCCCCAAAUACCAUGUCAGGAUAUUUUUAGUGUUUCGAGGCCUGAGUCACCUGAAUCUGACAAAGAGGAAAUCCACUUUUAA